AUGCAAGUUAUUCUGCCUUAUGCCUCAACUCACCUUACCGGGACAAGCAACAGCACGGGGAAAGCAUCGCAAGCCGUGCGUCUUGAGGAGGAGCCGUGCCUGCAGCAUGCGUGUUGCAACAACCUGGGUGGCACCAUUCCCGCCUCCAUUGGCAACCUCACCGCACUCACCAGCCUGUGCGGCUGUUCUCCCUCCAUCCCCCUCUCUCCCGUUAUUCCUUCUCCCGCCUCUCUCCCGUUCUCCCUCAACCCCCCUCUCCUCCAUUCUCCGUGGGAUUUAAGCUUCUUUCUCUUCGUUCGCUUCUUCUCUUAUGCCUCUCAUUCCCCUCUCCUUCCCUCCCCUCGCCUCCCUUCCCCUCUCCGCCCUUCCCCUCUCCGCCUUCCCCCCUCCGCCCUCCCCCCAUCCUCUCCAUGCUCCAGGGCAUUCAUCUACAGCGGUCUCUCAGGCUCCCUUUCAGAGGCAAUCAGCAGCCUCGAUCAGCUACAGGAGUUGUGA
Closterium sp. Naga37s-1 is the source of this 495-nucleotide messenger RNA. The record is from the annotation of a GenBank genome assembly. NCBI's taxonomy places the organism in Eukaryota, Viridiplantae, Streptophyta, Zygnematophyceae, Desmidiales, Closteriaceae.